Messenger RNA from Trichomycterus rosablanca, 1619 nucleotides. RefSeq lists its product as uncharacterized. Bases 121 to 462 code for a protein of 113 amino acids. The record is from RefSeq and is a predicted model, not a curated record. The transcript has 6 exons. NCBI's taxonomy places the organism in Eukaryota, Metazoa, Chordata, Actinopteri, Siluriformes, Trichomycteridae.
AGCGAUCGGGGAAACUAAAGAAAACGGAGAAAAACAAAAUACAAACCGGAAUGAAAACAAAACGCUGGGAAACCCUGAAAAUGAAAGGUGGGAUGGUGAGAGACGGGGGCUAGCAUAGCGAUGGGCUGCACCUCGGCUAAGCAGGUGUCGGCUGUGCCAAGCGAGGAUGAGGGCAGAGGGAAGAACUACGGCAACGGAGACCUGUACUCAGACGAGUACAGGAUGAAGGGGGUCGAGGAGGUGAAGUACAUGCGAGGAGAGGAGGACCGAGUCAACGCACACAACCAGGAGAACCUGGACAAGAGCUCGACACACCACAGGGACAAACUGCAUAAGGAGGCACCAGGAGCCAACAAGGCCAAUAUUCAUACGUCGGAGAGUCAGCAGGAGUUUUUCCGAAUGCUGGAUGAGAAGAUUGAGAAGGGUCAGAAUUAUUGUUCGGAGGAAGAGGAUGUGACAUAGCACAACCACCACACAGAGAGAGCUCGAGAGAGAGACGAUUUUCCCUUCUAUGGAGUGAAUUUAAAUCAGUGUUUCGUCUGUAACUCUUCAGAUUGGAAGUGUGUGUGCGUGCGUGUGUAUGUGUGUGCGUGUGUGCGUGUGUGUGUGUGUGUGUGCGCGUGCCACAACGAUCCGUGCGAGUGUAUUCCUGCGAGAGGACGUUUUCUCCAAACCCGACCCACUUUCCUUCUACUUUCUGAGAAACCGAUCAAUAAGUGGACGCUCGAUUGAACACGCUCGACCUACUGACCCCUCGACCCUGCUGGACUUUACGCUUCGAUCUGAUUGGACGUUGUAGAUACGGGCGGAAGGCGAAAGGCAGGAUGGAGUUCACGUCUGGAUUUUAUUAUGGAGACAAAACAAGGAUGAAAGGACAGAAUGAUGGAUUAAAGUGUUUAUGUAAAGAAAAGAGAAUUAUUUUAAUAAGAGAGAAUAUAACAGCUGAGAAGCUCCGAAGUUCUGCAUUUUGAAGGACGUUUUAUUUUUAUUUUGUGGAGUUUUAUUUCUGGUUUGUAUGUUAUUUUGUAUUUCAGAGCAGAUAUAACAGACAGGACUGAGAUAUUUACACUAUGUGACUAAAUGUAUGUCCACAACCCUCAUAAAUGUCCAUAAAGUUCCUUAAAGUUCCCUGAUUAUGGUUUUAGCACCUUUGUGCCGCAGGAAGACUGGCGAGGCUUCCUUGUCAUUGAAACUACACACGAACCGCCUCGCUCAGUGUGAACCCGAUCACAAACACUCCUCAUCAACGACGUCUCAAACACACAUGAACAUGAACGUAAAUCAGGAGGUGCAGAAGUGAUAAUGGCAUCUCAUCUCACACGGCUGGUUUAUCAUCUUCCUAUAGAGCAUCACGGCACAAACCCAAAGUUAUGGAGCGGUGACGAUCAUCGAGUUCAGAGACCGUAAUAACACGUCCAAUCAACAUUUCAGAGCAGGAAACCCGAAGCUGUCUGUACCGGAACCUACAGCCAAAUACAACCUCAAAUCAGAAAAAUAAAAACACAGAGUUCCUCACAUUGACUUUGACUUUUAUUUGAUGUCAGACAGGAUGAACCUGAGAUAUUUCAUCUUUUAUCUGCUCAACUUCAUUUCAUUUAUUAAUAAACAUCCAUUUUGCA